Messenger RNA from Rhea pennata, 3931 nucleotides. RefSeq names its product RAB26, member RAS oncogene family (gene RAB26). Bases 6 to 776 code for a protein of 256 amino acids. NCBI's taxonomy places the organism in Eukaryota, Metazoa, Chordata, Aves, Rheiformes, Rheidae. The transcript is spliced from 9 exons. Gene Ontology annotation, biological process: regulation of exocytosis. The record is from RefSeq and is a predicted model, not a curated record. Gene Ontology annotation, molecular function: GTP binding; GTPase activity.
CCGGCAUGUCGCGGAAGAAGGCGGCGAGGAGCAAGGGCGGCGGCGCCGCGCCCUCCUCCGCGCUGCCCCCCGCCGCCGCCGCCGCCGCCGCGCAGGGGCCCGGCCGCGCCGCCGCCGCCGCCGCCGCCGCCGCGCCCGCCCUGCCCCGCAACGGCCCCGCGCUGAGCAGCAGCGGCGAGUUCUACGACCUGGCCUUCAAGGUGAUGCUGGUGGGCGACUCGGGGGUCGGCAAGACGUGCCUCCUGGUGCGGUUUAAAGACGGCGCUUUCCUGGCCGGCAGCUUCAUUUCCACGGUCGGAAUCGACUUCAGGAACAAAGUCCUGACGGUGGACGGAGUGAAGGUGAAGCUGCAGAUCUGGGACACGGCUGGGCAGGAGCGUUUCCGCAGCGUCACGCACGCGUACUACCGCGACGCCCACGCCUUGUUACUGCUCUACGACGUCACCAACAAGGCUUCGUUUGACAACAUCCAGGCUUGGCUGACAGAGAUUCAUGAAUAUGCGCAGCAAGACGUGGUCCUCAUGUUACUGGGAAACAAGGUGGACUCAGCCCAGGAUAGAGUGGUGAAAAGGGAAGAUGGAGAAAAAUUAGCCAAGGAGUACGGAGUGCCCUUUAUGGAGACCAGCGCAAAAAGUGGCUUAAACGUGGAGUUAGCGUUCACAGCCAUUGCAAAAGAACUGAAGCACAGGUCCAUGAAGCUGCCCAAUGAACCGAAAUUCAAGCUCCAUGACUACGUGAAGAAGGAAGUCAGAGGCUCAGGCUGCUGCAGAUCCUAAUGUGCUUGGUGCAUUUGUACAGAGACUCAUGCCAAGUGUUCAUGUGCCGCGCUCUCUCUUCGUGGACAGUGUGUGCAUGUCUGUCUGUUGUGUCUGUAUCUGCAUAAAAGGUGAGCUGAGACAUGUGGAAUGAAAGCAGUAGCAAAAAAAGCUGUUUCUAGCCAGCCCUGAUGCUGGCUGUGCUGCAGCCACGUUGCAAGCACUGCUAUCCGAGCCCCCGCAGCGUUCAUCGCGCACUGCGAGCGCUCCGGGUUCCCCCAGGGAAACAGGCCUUUCCCACAGCAGUUGCUGCAAGCCAGUCCGCUUUGGAUUGCUUGUAGUUGCUCUCCUGAUACAGGUUUGCUGCAGAGGCUGCGAAGGAGAGUUGUGGAGGCUCAGGCCUCUCCGUACGUCAGAACUCCUUCCAGGGCCGUGAGCAGUCACUAGGCCUAUCCGUUUCUCCACCAGUUCGAUGUUCAGCAAGGAACAUUGUGAAAGUUCUUUAAUGUUAAUACAGCGCUGUGAAAAGUUAAGUAUUGUGUGACCAAGGGGAAUGCCUUCUCCCCACUAAACAGCUGGUAAGAAAAUAUCCUGAAUUGUUUUCUUCUCCCAUAUACCUGAAAUUCACCUCUUCAGAAUUCUUGGCCUGGGCACAUAGGAAAGUUUUGUUUUCAAGGCAACCAUAUUUUUAGUUACUUAUUUAUGUAUGUCAGUCCUUCCCGUGUUGUAACAUACCUUCUCUGAUGAAGAUUUCUCCUUUCUGUGCAGAGCUUAGAUGUCUGUCUGAGUAAGCUCCUGCAAACAUCUGUUGUACAGAGAGUUCCUGUUUAUCUGUUUGAUAAAGGCAUUGGUUCUCCAUUACUGCAGUUUCUAGUACUUUAAUUGAGAUGAAAUCUAAUGUGUUGCAGCUUAUUCUAAAUACUUGGUGUAAGUGUGAUAGCAUUUUUAGACUGCAACUAUGCUUCGUGAUCGUCAUGGUUCUCUUGGGAUAGCUCUUUCUUUUAGCUGAAGAAAGCUGAAGAGAAUGCUCUAGGCAUUGAUUGUACAGGUUUAAAAAUCUUCUACCAGCACUCUGCAGUGGAAUCCUCACCCCUUAUUUCUGGGCUAGUCAUUUGGCACUUUCAACUGCUCUUCUAAGUAUAAAUCUGAAUUUGGAUGAAAUGUUUGGCCAUUGGCAAUUUUCUCAAGCUGCAGGUGUUUGCAAUUCCACCUGAAUGACAUCCACAUGCAUGACACCCAUUCUACUGAGCAUCCCUGCACUGCCUUAAAUGGACCACUAUGUAAUAAAUCAACCAUUCACCCUUUCCAGUGCCAGCAAAGCACUGGCUUUGUCAGCAGUUAAUUCAGACCUACAUCCCCUUGCUUUGCCUGGGGUGUUUGCCUGAGCUAUAACCCUGCAUUCUUUAACUGCAGAGAAGUCCCUCUGCAGCUCCUGAGUGCUUGAGACACAUGGGAUUCAGGCAGACGGAGGAGUACUUAAGAGUUGCACUUUUCCAGUUAGCUGCAUUAAAAUGAGCAGUGCACAAAGAACUGGUACUUGCAGCUGCUCUUUCAGGCAAGACCAGCAUAGUAACAGUAUGAGAAAGGAUCCUAAAAUAAACUACUUUUCUUAAAUAGCUUUUACAAGGAAGCAAGUCCUAAUAUUUUUUAUUUAAAAGAAGUGUGGAUGAAGCUGUAAGCAGCAGUUCUUCCCAAAGUUUAGGGGAUUAUUGGUUGAAAGACUGUACCUGCAGGCAUUAUUCAGUGAAUAGUUUACAGCAGAUUCCUGCUGCAUGUGCUAGCAUAGCAGGACUGUACAGGUGUUUAUUAGACAGAGCCUGCUCCCUGCUGGCAGCACCAAGUAUAUACUUUGGGGGACAGAGCAGUCAGGCCUCCAAGUUUCACAUUAACAAGGCCUCACUCGCUCUUUUCCCCCAACAAUCACUGAAGGCUGCAGCACAUUCAGCAGUCAGGCAGGUGGCCCUCGUGGCAUUAGCAGAGAGAUCACAUUUGGAUGCUAAGAGCUGCUCUGUCUCCUGCAGAUCCUAGGGGACAGUCAGCAUCUGCAUAGCAUCCCUCUCCCAAUGAAGACAUACAGUGAAAUAGCAAAACUCUCUUCAGAUUCAUCUGUACUAAGAAGUGGUCAUACUUGCUUUACAUUAGGCUUACAAUUUUUCUCUUAAAAAUUGUUUGCACCUUGCAACACAGAGAAAGAUCUGCAAGAUAAUUGAGCACUACCAAGAAGUGAACAGUAAUCUGGGUAAAACUCACUGUUUCAUGCUGCUUUGGUAAGCUUUGCUGUGUUCCUGUAGCUAUUUAAUUAGCAUCUCUUACAUGAAGCUGCUUAUCCUACAGCCACCUCCAUUCUUUCUGGACUGUGUAAUGUAAGCUUGCUGUCUACAGUUUGAAAAACACCAUGAUGAGUGGAUUUUCUGUAAGCUCUGGCCUUAAAAAGUACCAGUAUUUUGAUAUCACAGCUUACACACCUGUACAAGGGCCAGCCCAGCAGAGAUUUACAACAGAAGAGUCAGGCAGUUCAAAUACCAUAGAUCUGUCUGCCUUCAGCACCUAAUUUUCCUGAGAAUCAACCUAGCAGUGUAACAGUAACUCUUCUCCUGAGGUGCCAGGCACUGCAUGGCCACACUACCCUGAAGGCUACAGGUAGUCUACUGGAAGGGAAAAGGAACCAGCAGUAUACUUCUAAUACUCGAGUUAUUGCCUUUCCUCUUUCUAGCAGGGCAGAAGCCUUGCAUCUUGCCAUCUUGAAGAAAAAGCUGACAACUUUCACCUUCCUUCUAUAGUGUGAGAGCAAAACCAAUUAAGUAGUAUAUUUAAAUAGGAAAGAUUUAAAUGCCACCCUUUGAAGGGCUUUAAAUAUGCCUGUUGGGAGCAGAAACAUCCCCACUGUAUUUGUGGUAUUUCCCAAUGACACACCUGAGACUCAAUAUCCAUCACUACCCACAACUAGUUCCCUGUAUGCCACUUGUCUCGUAAGGCCUGCAUACUAACCUUGCCUUUAAACCCCCUCUUCAGACGGUUUUUGGCAUCUUUUUUACAGGGGCCUUUACUGCCACCAAGUGAUGAAGAAUUGCUAGUACAUUCAAACAAGCCUAAAGGCUCAGCAUUACAAGCACUUCUAGUUUUUGCUGGCUCUUGUUUACAGCUUUUGUUUCAUUCCUGUUAAUAAAUUUUUUUAA